AUGAAGAGGCCCUGCAAGGAGAAGAGAUCAUCGGAGACAAAGUCAGAUGUGACCGUUGAUGAGAGGAAAGAGGAAGCCUGCAGCCAGAUACUGGGGUCUGUUUCUCCAACCAUGUUAUCUCUGGUACAAGCAAGAAAGAAGCGAAGAGGGAUCAUUGAAAAACGGCGCCGGGACCGUAUCAACAGCAGCCUGUCUGAGCUUCAGCGCCUGGUCCCCACUGCCUCAGAGAAGCAGGGCACUUCCAAGCUGGAGAAAGCGGAGAUCUUACAGAUGACAGUAGAACAUUUAAAAAUGCUUUGUGCCACUGGGGGCACAGGGUUGCCAGACGCUCGAGCCAUAGCAGCAGACUACAGGAACAUCGGUUUUCGGGAAUGCUUGGCAGAAGUGACGGCAUACCUGAACAGCCUCAAGAGCGAGUACAGCAGCACUGACCCUAUCCAGCUACGGCUUCUUUCCCACCUAAACAGCUACAUUGCUGAAGCUGAGCCUUCGAUCAGAGCUGCCUCCCUCCUGCCUGCUCAUUCCUGGCCUAAGCCACAACUCUGGAAAUGUUGCCACCCCAUAGGGGCAUCCGGCCAAGUGCCUGUGCCCUGGAGGCAGUGGGCUCCUGGAGUAGCUAUCUGGGCUGCUUCCUCGGUAAUCUAUCCCGGCCCCGCAAUGAAAGCACCUCCGAUGGGGAAAAUCCCAAACACUGUCACACCAGCCUGUCAUAACAUCUUGUUUACUCGGAUUGCAUCAUCUGCUCCAAGAAGCAGACCACUGGUAGUGACCUCGGCCACCUCCGUUUCUGCAUCCCAUGCAAGCGUCAGAGAUGCAAUCCCUAGGAGCAGCCAGUUGGCAGCGUUUCUCUCCUCUUGA
Messenger RNA from Euleptes europaea (tarantolino), 858 nucleotides. RefSeq names its product hes related family bHLH transcription factor with YRPW motif like (gene HEYL). Gene Ontology annotation, cellular component: nucleus. Gene Ontology annotation, molecular function: DNA-binding transcription factor activity, RNA polymerase II-specific; RNA polymerase II cis-regulatory region sequence-specific DNA binding; protein dimerization activity. Gene Ontology annotation, biological process: regulation of transcription by RNA polymerase II; circulatory system development; anterior/posterior pattern specification. The transcript has 5 exons. The record is from RefSeq and is a predicted model, not a curated record. NCBI's taxonomy places the organism in Eukaryota, Metazoa, Chordata, Lepidosauria, Squamata, Sphaerodactylidae. The coding region runs from base 1 to 858 and encodes 285 amino acids.